Teleopsis dalmanni is the source of this 872-nucleotide messenger RNA. RefSeq lists its product as uncharacterized. The record is from RefSeq and is a predicted model, not a curated record. The transcript is spliced from 2 exons. Bases 111 to 830 code for a protein of 239 amino acids. Lineage: Eukaryota; Metazoa; Arthropoda; Insecta; Diptera; Diopsidae.
CAUAUAAAUAAAAUGUAUUUCAAUAUCAAUAUUAAUUGUUCUUAUGGUGCAGACACACCUGGAGUUGAAAUUUAAAGUCAAAUAAUUGGAAAAGGGGAAUUUUUAAAUAUAUGGAAGAUAAGAGCAUUAAAUUCUACAACAAUUCUUUAGUGUCAACAAUUAUGGAGUCAUAUAUUAAGCAGGUAAAUUCAGAAGAUCUGAAUGAUUUAGUUGAUCUAAACAUGUCUUAUGAAGCCUUGCAGCAGAGUAGUUCAAGCCCAGUUCAAACAGUUAAAAUCGAAGAAAAGUCUUUAAGGAAAAUGGAGACCUCUAAAUGUAAACGAAAGGCCGCUAAAUUCAAAUUGACUUUGCUUGCAGAGAAAUGUCGUCUAUGUCAUGCAUGUCGAAGUUGUACAAAUAAUGGAAAAAAACUGUCUAAUGCCUAUAAAGCACAAGUGCAAUUGAAUGAAGUCUUAAGGAAGGAAUUGGAACGGAAAAUUGAGGAACUUGAGGCUAAUUUGAAAAUGAUUUUAUUUGCAAUGAACUGUAUCCAGAAACUUGAGUGUGAAAAUAACAAGUUUAGAAUUGCUGCUAGAGAACAUGAAGAAAACUCCAAGAAACGGCUGAAGACAAUUAAAGUUGAAGUCGUGCGUACAGAGAAGGCACAUGUUUGUACAAUGACGUGUUUGAAAUCCUUGGUUUGGAGUACUGCAACCAAGUUUUCAGCACAGGUGGGUUCAGUACUCAAUCCAGGGAAUAAAUUAUUUCGUUUUAUACAUACAUUUUGUUGGAUGAUUUUACCGGCAGUUCCGCCACCACGUCAUUUCUACCUGACUCAACAAAACAAAUGACUCAGACCCAUUAUUGUUAUAUACAAAACAAUGUUAUAUAUU